UAUGAGGCGGCGGAGGGAUUGAUGAUGAUGAUGAAGAAGAUGAUGCUCGGAUUCAACAGCAUCCAGAAUAAAGCCCUGACGCAUCGGUGUGGGUGUUUUUUGGCACUCUCUCUAGGCAUGAGCACUGAACCCUGAUAGAAGAGCAGCAGGAGAAUGAGACUGCGGGUUGUAGAUAAACAGUGGCAGCAGGGGCAGCGGAUGGUGAUUUAUGGGGCGGUCUUCCUCAUCAUGACCCUCCUCAUCCUCUACAGCUCCAACAGCUCAGCUGAUCUUUACAGCCCCUUUAAAGUCAACGAGUUUCGCCACGCCGUCAAACACACCAACCUCAAGAAAUGGGCCGGGAAGGAGGGAUACGCUCCUGUUUACGGCAACAAGAGCAUGAGCCUGCACUGCCGUCAGUGUGCGUUAGUGACCAGCUCUAGUCACAUGUUGGGGACUCACGCCGGAGACGAGAUCGACCGUACAGAGUGUGUCAUCCGCAUGAACGACGCUCCAACCUCCGGCUACGAAUCAGACGUGGGGAACCGGACCAGCGUGCGCGUCGUGGCUCAUUCCAGCGUAUUCCGUGUGGUUCGCAAACCCGCCGAGUUCCUCAAUCGCUCAGAGAGCCAUGCCAUCAUAUUCUGGGGCCCGUCGACGAAGAUCGGCCGCGACGCGAAGGGAACGCUGUACCGGCUGAUCCAGAGAGUCAGUAUGACCUACAGUAACCUGUCCUUCUUCUUCAUCUCACCCGGCAAAAUGCAGAGGUUCGACACGCUCUUUCAGAAAGAGACCGGCCGAGACAGAAAAAAGUCUCAGUCCUGGUUAAGCACCGGCUGGUUUACCAUGGUCAUUGCCAUAGAGAUGUGCGACAACAUAAAGGUUUAUGGGAUGGUGCCGCCAAACCAUUGUGGGAAGCGUCCUCAGCCCAAACGGAUGCCCUAUCACUAUUACAAACCCAGAGGUCCAGACGAGUGUGUGACGUACCUCCAGAACGAGAGGGGGCGCCGCGGAUCACACCACCGCUUCAUCACUGAGAAACAGGUGUUUGCGCGCUGGGCCAAGCAGUACAACAUCAGCUACAGCCACCCGACGUGGUGAGAAACACAUCCAACAUGCCUGGUGAGUUGGAGCCAACAUGGUGGCUUUCUGUACCUCUGUGACCUUCUGAUCCAAAAUGGCUACCAUUUCAAAUUGCCUGCUCAGAACGGCUGCUGGUUUCUCUUUGAUCUGGAUUAGUGACUGAGCCAAAAUGGAGGCCAUGCAGGGAUCCAGGAACAAGCCAAGGGUGGACAAGCUUAGUUUCCCUUAGAAAAAUGAACAGAUGAUGGAACGUUUCUUGUCUCAAGCGUGACGGUACUGCCGUGAAGCUUUCCUAAGCCUUCUCUUACACAGUUUUUCACCCAGAAUCGGUCAUUUCUCAGAGAACGAAGGCCUUUUGGAUGGAGAAUGAAAGAGAAAUCCUUUAUGUCAGUUGCCAAAUAGAAGAUUCAUUCACAUCUCGUGGUACAACCAACACAUUUGAAUGUUAGUCAUGUGAAACUACCAGAGAAUAGGAAUCAGAAUUUAACUACUUCACAAGAUUAAGAGUAUGUUCUAUGGUGUAAAUAAGAACUAUGUCAAUUGUUAUUCCAAAAAAAAAAAUAUUUUUACAAGUUUAUAUAGUUUUAA
Molecule: messenger RNA, 1650 nt
Organism: Sinocyclocheilus grahami
Lineage: Eukaryota; Metazoa; Chordata; Actinopteri; Cypriniformes; Cyprinidae
Product: alpha-N-acetylgalactosaminide alpha-2,6-sialyltransferase 6-like
Exons: 6
Coding region: 154-1080 (308 amino acids)
Biological process (GO): ganglioside biosynthetic process; oligosaccharide metabolic process
Molecular function (GO): alpha-N-acetylgalactosaminide alpha-2,6-sialyltransferase activity
Source: RefSeq, a predicted model, not a curated record